Messenger RNA from Protopterus annectens (West African lungfish), 414 nucleotides. RefSeq names its product 40S ribosomal protein S11-like. Gene Ontology annotation, biological process: translation. The record is from RefSeq and is a predicted model, not a curated record. The transcript has a single exon. Bases 1 to 414 code for a protein of 137 amino acids. NCBI's taxonomy places the organism in Eukaryota, Metazoa, Chordata, Ceratodontiformes, Protopteridae. Gene Ontology annotation, molecular function: structural constituent of ribosome. Gene Ontology annotation, cellular component: ribosome; cytosolic small ribosomal subunit.
AUGCAGUUGGUCAUUUUGCUAUGGAAAAAUACACAGACUGAAAGAUCUUAUCAGAAGCAGCCUACCAUCUUCCAGAACAAGAAGCGAGUGCUUCAAGCAGAAGGAGGGAAAGAGAAGAUACCUUGUUACUACAAAAACAUUGGUCUGGGUUUCAAGACUCCUAGGGAGGCCAUUGAUGGUACUUACAUCGACAAGAAGUGCCCCUUCACUGGCAACGUGUCCAUCCGUGGUCGUAUCCUCUCAGGUGUUGUGACAAAGAUGAAAAUGCAGAGGACAAUUGUUAUUAGGAGGGAUUAUCUGCAUUAUAUUCGCAAGUAUAACCAUUUUGAAAAACGUCACAAGAAUAUGUCUGUGCACCUUUCUCCUUCUUUUAGGUCAUUGAGAAAACGAGCAAACAGUUUCAACAAAGUUUAG